Molecule: messenger RNA, 1985 nt
Organism: Fusarium redolens
Lineage: Eukaryota; Fungi; Ascomycota; Sordariomycetes; Hypocreales; Nectriaceae
Exons: 1
Coding region: 148-1767 (539 amino acids)
Source: RefSeq, a predicted model, not a curated record
AACACGGUCGGAAAGCUUCACGGUGGUGGCUACUUUCAGAGCAACCAGGAUCCCAAAGGCGAAUGGAUCCUCACCAGUGUUCUGAACCGCGGAACACUCCUUUGGGAUAGAGACCUUUUUCACCCUCUCGCGCCCCUACAUCAAUCGAUGCAUGUGCACCAUUCUGAAGAGCCCUGUGAUGAUUCGACUAGAGUACGGCUACUGGUCGGUUACUCUGCGUAUACGCUGGAGCCAGUUCUUGCGAGCGCGGCUGCUACGGCUCUCGAGAUGGACGUGCAUGUUGAUGACCUUUCGGGUUUGGAACUCGAAGUUGCCUCUGAAGGGACUCUCUCAGCAUUUGAGGCCAUUCUUCAUCAUUCUCUCACUGUACCCGGGAAUCUUCGUGCUGUGAAGCACCUUUUGAUUAAGAGGAACUGGGAGGAAGCUUUUGCUGAAGGGGACGUCACUGUCGAACACGCCAAGAACCUGGCCCAAGAAUCGGCUCAGUCGCUCUACCAUGGGCAUUCUCCUGUCGUCGUGGGGCGCAUCAAGCCACCAACUACCGUUCAAGUUCCUUGCCACAAGAUGCCCAAUCUCGAACAAUGUGUCAAUCCUGAUCAACUCCAUGGACCCAAAAAUCGCCGCUUUCGAGAAAUCCUUCCCAACAUUAUACAACACCACUACUUCAACUUUGCAACUAGUACUUUUAUGUACCAAGCGCCAUACAUGUCCAAUACGAGAUACCCAUCCAGACUUUACUUGGACCUAGCUGGCUUCGCUAAAGCUCAUCCUCUUGAAAAGCUCAAUGCUACGGCAAUGCUCUUCGCUGCUCGGCUCUGGGUCGACAUUGUAGAUAGCCCUACCAAGUGCAAGGAGACAUAUGCUAGGGAGCCGGUUCCCGAGGUGUCGCUGGCGGUGUUUCUGAUCUACUUCGAACACUGGCUCAAAGCUCAUGAGCAUCUUCAGUGCAUUGCCUACAUUCACCCUUUCCGAUUGAUACAGCGUAUAUAUGCCAAUGAUAUCUUGACACAGGGCGGUAGUCGUGACUUACUUAUCGACGAGUCCGAAAUUGAUUCGGACCGAGUGCGCGAUCUUGUCUACGAGGCUGAGGCGACUGAUCCAAAUUUCCCCAUCGACGAAUGCGUGGAUCUUUACCCUUUCAUGGUCAAUGGGACCAAGAUGGUACAGCCUCAGUGCUUGAACGAAAGAUUUCGCCUGUCUCCGACUGAACAAGCAUUGCUUGGGAUGCCCGAUCUGCGAAUUCUGAGCCAUCCAUCACUACCAACCACAGACAGUGUCGACAUCCAAAUCGCAAUGCCCGAAGCCAUUACUCGAAUCAACUUUUGCAAAGUCUCCCCGGGCGGCUACUGUUUGAGUAACUUUUUCGAUGCGGCCAAGGAUGAUCCGACAUCUCUGUUCGGAGAUAGCUUAAAGUCCGGCACUCUCUGGACACACGAGUUCCAGAUGUAUACACACCGAUCAGAUCUUCCGAAAGAAGCGUACAUCAAACGAAAGAUGAUUGAUGUUUGGCCUCAACUUCUCGACCGACGGAUGGCCUGGCUCGAGACGCUUGGUGUAUUGGGGAAAGUUCGAGUUCGGACUGGUGAGGAUGGUUUACCUGGCUAUCUUGGUAUGCCAUUGGAGGAGGAAAGCCGGAACAUCAAUGAUGCUGCUAUGGAGGAGAUGGUAGACCGCGCACUGAAGGAUCCGAGGAACAGGCUUGUUGAUGAAGCUAAAAGAUAUCCGGGAUGCUACGACGAAUCGGCCGAGCCUUCGGAAGAUGAAUGAACAACUCAAGGGCUACUUGGAGGUGAUGCUGUGAUGCAGCAGGUAUUUGCAAUCCAUAUUGUAUGUAUGGGAUUAUCUUGGGCUUGGGGGAAUAUCGAGGACAUAUGAGGAUCAAAAUCGGUGAAGGGGAAACGGUCGAACAGAACUGUAGUUGUGCGGGCACAGGACGCCACGGGGAAUGAUGGCCGUCAAUUUUAGUAAUUCGGAUGAUCUGAUGG